CCCCCCGAGCCCUUUUCUCCCCAGGCUGCUCUACAACCUGCGGUUCCUGGGCCAGACCAGCGUUGGCACGGUGAGGCUGUGGGGCAGAGACCUGCCAGGGGGUGAAUCAUCUCUUCUGGGGUUCAUGUGUCCAAGGGUUAUUCCCUCUUUCCCAUCCCUCCAGUAUGGUGGCAAAGAGGUGCUGGAGGGGGCCAUCCCUGCCGUGCUGGAGAGGAACUUGGCAGCACGGGAGGUUUUAUUUGAUGUGAAGGAGGCAGAAGUCCUUGUGCAGGAGAAGGCUUCUUCCAAGCUGCUGUGCUGCCAUCCCUACCCCUCCAUCUCCUGCGUGGGACGCUGCACGUGGAGCCCCAGGAUCUUCGCCUUCUGCGUGGUCUCUUCCCCCGAGAGCCCUGACGGGAGCACGUUUGACUGCCUGGUGUUUGCAGCCAGUUCUGAGCAGGAAUGCGAGGAAAUCAUCGGCAGGAUUGCUGCAGGAUUUAAGCACACCGAGUGGUUUGUCUGAGGGAGGAGCACACCACGAGGCACCAGCAGCUGCCUCCCAGAGCGACUUGGGAUGGAAUUCCUGCUCUUCCUCACCAUCCUGGUGAGCUCCAAUUGACUCGAGUCUGGUGGGAGCUGCUGCUCUGCCCCAAGAACAACACAACACUUCCUUCCACUGGAAUAAAAUCAAGCCAGGCUGGCUCAACCACUUCCCUGUGCUGCUGUCUGUGACAAGCCCAGCCUCACCUGCAGAGCCUGUUCGGGCAGGGCUGAGCAGCCGUGCCCUCCCCUCAUCAGUGUUAAUUACCCCGGGUCAGGUGCACUCUGAGCACAGCUGAGGAACCCAGACCUGCCUUAAGCCAAGGUUUGAGUUCAAUCACCUUCCAUCCAAAAGCCUGGAUGGGAAAUGAGAAUCUCGGAGCACCCACCCAUGUGCUGCCAGGGUGUAAAAGCAGCUGUGCCCCGUGCAGCUCCAGGACUGGCACAGCCCAGUCCCAUGGGAAUGUUCCCCCCAAAGCUCAGGAACAGCCAGGUGUGGUUUUGCUUCAGCCAGUCGUAACUCCAAAAUAAACUUUCCCUGCAUCCACUGGAAAGGAAGAAAGAACUGAAGAGCUCAGCUCGUGCCCUGAUUAAAGCCCAAAAAAGCCACUGCAGCCUCGGCCAGCCCUGGCCCCUACACAGCCAUGGGGCUCCACUCUCACUGGCCACAGCAAGGACUCGAGCUGCUCCAAAUCUCCAAAACACUCCAAAAGUUCUCCAUUCUGUUGCCAGCAGAGGUCAAGCUGCCCCAGCAGCAGCCCACGAUUACAGGAAUCUGUAGGAGGCAGAAGCUUCUUCAAGCCCAUUCAAACCAAAAUGACAAAGACUCCUCACAUGUGAAUGUAAAACAUUUAAUUUAAAAAUGUUGACACUACAAUAUAUAAAAUAGCUAUUAUAAAUGCACAUAGUGUAUUCUAUAGCUGCCAGGUUUACGUUUUUAGGAAACUGUAAGUUACACUGUGGUUAAGACUUGUAGUUUCACCCUCUGAAGGAAGUCCACAUUUGAUCACAGUGAUGCAUGGUCAGACUAACAGCCCCAAUUGUUAAACACUUGGAUCAAGUCAUAACCAGUUUUAUUGCAAAAGGACCCUGUACACAUUUAUAUCAAUUCUAGUACCUUACAAGUUUAUCUACCCAACAAGUCAUUAACAUACAGAAACAUGCAUGAGAAGCAAGAAAGAACACCCAUCCCUUCUGCAUAUUAGCAACUUGUCACUCCCGAGCCCGAGGCUCAACAUCACUGAGGUUUAUGUGAACAGUCACUUUUAGCAUUCAUCCUGAGUGAAAGAUGGAAUGACUUAAGUACAAAUGCAACAUAUUAUAAACAA
Passer domesticus (house sparrow) is the source of this 1847-nucleotide messenger RNA. RefSeq lists its product as uncharacterized. The transcript has 5 exons. The record is from RefSeq and is a predicted model, not a curated record. The coding region runs from base 125 to 502 and encodes 125 amino acids. Lineage: Eukaryota; Metazoa; Chordata; Aves; Passeriformes; Passeridae.